Messenger RNA from Astyanax mexicanus (Mexican tetra), 947 nucleotides. RefSeq names its product caprin-2. Gene Ontology annotation, molecular function: protein binding. Bases 42 to 830 code for a protein of 262 amino acids. Lineage: Eukaryota; Metazoa; Chordata; Actinopteri; Characiformes; Acestrorhamphidae. The record is from RefSeq and is a predicted model, not a curated record. The transcript has 4 exons.
CAAGCCCUGCUGGAAGCUGGAAGCUGAAAGAGAGAUUAAAAAUGAGAGUUUCAGUAAUUCUGAUAGCUUUACUCCCCUGUCUCUUAUCUUCAGUUUAUGCUGAAAGUAAGUCUCGAUAUGGAAAACAAAAUGUACCAGCUGAUCUUCAGCAAUCUACACUGGUUUGCUCUGUAGACCAGUGCGUCUAUCUGAUGACUGAAGACGCAAAGCUGAAGCAGAAACUGGAGGCAAUGGACUCACGGCUGAACCAGGUUACGUACAAACUGAAGACCGCCGAGACUCAGCUCGGGGUUCUGAAACAGGAGAAUAAAGAUCUGAGUAAAGAACUUACAUCUCUUGGUUCCAGACUUAAAUCAGCCGAGCAGAAGCAGGGAGAGCAGCAGGCCCAGAUAGAAGCUCUGAAGAAACUGCCUUCAGGCAGAACCAACGUUGUUUUCUCGGCUUCUCUGCGCAGUUUUGGAAAUGUCGGGCCUUUUAAAACCGAAACCACUUUAAAAUACAGCAACGUUUUCACCAAUGUGGGCAAAGGCUACGACAGUAACACAGGAACCUUCACAGUACCGGUCAGUGGUGUGUAUCUUUUCAUGUUUUACAAUCACGCCCUGGGCGCUAAGGCCACCUACCUGACCCUGACCAGGAACGGGCAGCGGGUCGUCACCACCGGCCACCAUAGGAACACGUUCGAGAGCUCCCAUAACGGAGCCAACGCCAUCACCCUCCAGCUCAUGAAGGGGGAUAAGAUGUGUAUCCGGCUCUGGGCAGAAAACUGGGUUUUUGAUGAUGAUAAAAAUUACACAACUUUUACUGGAAUUCUGCUUUUCACUGUGUAAGAGUGUUCAGCUCUGUGCAGAGGUGUUAACUGGUCUAGAUUAUAAAUAUCACUGGAUAAAAUAAAUCAGACCUGUACUCAAAUGCAAGCAAAUAUAAUAAAGCUACUUCAAGCAACA